UUUGUAUGAAUGAGUUGAGGCCGAGCCGGCCACCAAGCCCAGCUGGGCCAGCAUGGCAGCGCACCAGGCCCUAGGUCCUAGCCCAAUAAGGCAACACGGCAAGGCAACUAGCAGACUAGCAAAAAAUAAAACUCUAAAAUAACUAGUCAUAUGCUACGCCCUACCGAGACGACGAUGACGACUAUGGAUUCUCGGGCGGCAACGAACUCAGAUGGUGACCAAGAAAGGUGAGCAAACUCCAUUUCUCCAUUUCUUCUAUCGGUCCCGAAGUACUUAUUUCUUUUCUGAUGGAUGGAUGAAUGAAUCAUGGUUCAUGGAUGAGUGCUUGCCAAUGUGAUGAUGUCUGAAAUCUAGAUUGUUUGUGCUACCUGUUAGUACCUAGUUAUCCCUUAAUUGGGGAUGGGUAUGGGAUGAGUUUUGCACCCAUGAUGGGUAUGGGGAUGGGUAUAGGGAUGGAUCAAACAUGAUGGGGAUAGGGAUGUGAUGCUAUAACCCGAUGGGGAAUUCUCAUUGACAUCUCUAGAGUCAAUUGUAUAUCUAGUUUUGUUUCUUUUUUUAAUCUUCCUCUGGCAUGUAUAUAUUACUAUAUAUUGCAGCUGUGUACUCCAGUCUUUCAUGGUGGCCACUGGAGUCUGUAUGCUUUCAGCAUGAAAGACCGCAGGGUCAGCAUUUUAGAGCCAAAACAAAAAUGCAAGUGCCACGAGGACAUUAGGCCGAAGAUCUGCAAAGCCCUUGAGUUUGUUAAGUUCAAAUUCAACAUUUUCCAAAACAAGUCCAAUAACUUCAGCAGCUGGGGGCAUGAGGUUGUCAAAGAAUGCAGCCAAACUAAUAAUAACAGGUUGUGUUGCAGGGAUGAUGACUCUGGGUUCUUGGUAUUCGAGCAUAUGCGCCUCUGGGGCAAACUGCCGCCUAAUCCAGGAUCGAUUCCAACAGCUGAUUGGACAGAGAUGCGCAAACAAUUCCUUGCAUAUGUUCUCUCUUUCAAGGACAACGAAGCAUACCAGCUUCCUUCUCGAGCUUCUCAGCUGAUCCAAAAUCUUCCUGGAGGUCCAGCUCCUUGGACACGCUGUGAGAUGGACAGCCGUUUGCACAAGGCCCUGACAGAAGACAACAAAGACGAGUUCACAAAGUUAUUUCCCCGAAUUGACGACCCACCAAUAAUUGAAGCACAAGAGAAGCUGCUCCGAGGGGCAACCUGUGAUGGAGAUGGGAUGCUGCACAUUGCUGUCAGGCAUGGCAAACUGGAGGUUCUGGAAGCCAUGAAAGGACUGUUUGUCCCUUCAGCAGGUGCCGUAAGCAUCGAAAUGACGAGUUCAGGUUCAGGUUCAGGUUCAGGGGGGAGUGUCAUAAGCGGCGGAGGGUGGCUAACCGCGAUGGCGCCUCUGUUUGCCGAGUCGCUUAGGGCAAGAAACAACAGAGGGGAGACCUGCCUACACGAGGCAGUGAGGCGAGGCAACAGGGAAGCUGUCGAGUCCCUGAUCUGGAUGGAUGAGAAUGUGGAUGGCGGCAGGACCAGCAGAACCCCAUCGCUGGUGCAGAGAGUAGACUAUCAAGGUGUCUCUCCCCUCUACUUGGCUACCACUCUACGCCGUGGUGACAUCGUGGGGAUUCUUACGCACCCCUCCCAAAAUCACUACUCACCAUCCUUCUCCGGGCCUGGAGGAAAGACCGCCAUGCAUGCUGCCGUUCUUGCCAAGGGAGAUGCCAAAGUGCUAACGAAGAAGCUCCUCGAGUGGACGACCAGCAAGAAUUACCCGGGAGGUGCACGGGAUCUUAUAUGUAUGGGUGACAAAUCAGGGAGCACUCCUCUCCACCUUUUGGCCUCGGAGGGAGGCGCAUCUGUCGCAGAGCUACUGCUCUCUUCUGAUGCGAGAGAAAUGUCGUGGGCACGCCGCUUACGCUCAAAGAUAUGUCCGUGUACAUCACCAGCUGGGAAUGCCGCCGCCGCCGACGACGACGACACGAGAGAGGGGGGCUCUUGUACUGCUGCUGCGCUGAAGAAGGACUCCAAUGGCUGGUUUCCCAUACAUGUCGCUGCGGCAAAUGGAAGGCUUGACAUCGUCAGGAAACUUGUGGAGGUGUGCCCUGGCUGCACGCAGUCACGCAACGAUUCAGGCCAGACUUUCCUCCACCUCGCUGUGGAGAAGAAGAUGGAGAGCGUCGUGGACCACGUAUGCAGCCAACGGAGCUUGGCGGGGAUACUGAACUUGGCCGAUUGGGAUGGGAAUACCGCUCUGCAUCUGGCGGUGAAGACUGGGAAUACCCGCAUCUUCUGCAGUUUGGUGAGCAACAUCAGCGUCGGCCUCAGUUUCGCGAACAAGGAGGGGCACACACCUCUCGACCUCUCCAUCUUAUGCAUUAAACCUGGACUGCACCUCUUACUGAACUCCCGAGUAUUGAUAAAGUAUCACUUGAGACUGUCUGGAUCUGAUCAUGGUACCUAUCGAAGGGAUCUGCUCAAGGGUGAGGACAAGGCACGAGGAGAGCUCGAUCAAGACAAGUUAUCAGAGUCUAUCAGCAAGUCCGCAGGGCUCACGGCUGUCUGUGCCAUUUUCAUGCUGAACAUAUCGGUAGCCACAUUCUACAACGUUGCGAAACAGAAUCUAUCUGCUGAUGCUGUUGUUCUGCCGCCUCCGCUCAUCAGCCGAGCGAGGGGACGUGCAUUCAGGGCACUCAUAGUCUCUGACGCCCUGACAUUCGCUUCGUCUUCACUGGCCGCGUUCUGCAGCAUCUUCGCUGGGUUCUCCACCAUGGAUCGUCCAACGCGCCUUGUGCACCUCGGCAUUGCGGGCUUCUCCCUCCGGAUUGCAUGUUUGGCUGUGGUCGCUGUCUUCGUGCUGGCGGCGUACCUUGCCUUCGCUCCAAUCGAUCCGCACAUCGCCGCUGCGGCAUGUGUGCUCCCGCUUCUCGCGGUUUCGCCGCAACUCCUCACACCCUUCAUCAUCCUGUUACUCCAUGAACAGGCACUUCUUAGAAGGCUUUUCCAAAAGCACGCAUCGCCCAAACUUCGCAAUGCAUUGCAAUUCGCAAGGGGAUUCUUCCAGAACCACAUAUCUCCAAUAGUCGGAUGUAUCAAAGCCAAGCUCCCGCAAAGCCUCUCAGCCAUCAUAACAGAUCUAGUUCCCGUACUUAACAGUUGCUGCGUCAGAUCCUCAAUUCUUCUAUGCUUAGCCCCUAUUUUGGCAGCUAUCUUAACAGUGGCUACGGUGAUUGGCGUCAUUGCCAUCAUCUGCGGCAUUAUUGCUGCUAUAGUUUUCGCUAUAAUCCACUUCGUUACUGAUUAAGGCACUUCAUUAUAAUCCACUUCGUUACUGAUUAAGUGUUUUCGAUGAUAAUAGAUGUGCUUAUUGUAAUAAAUUGUAUUUUUUAACUUGCUCUCAAAAUAAUAUAAACAUCAUUUGUUUUGAAUUA
Zea mays is the source of this 3411-nucleotide messenger RNA. Its product is annotated as Putative ankyrin repeat domain family protein. The record is from RefSeq and is a predicted model, not a curated record. Gene Ontology annotation, molecular function: protein binding. The transcript has 6 exons. Bases 648 to 3284 code for a protein of 878 amino acids. NCBI's taxonomy places the organism in Eukaryota, Viridiplantae, Streptophyta, Magnoliopsida, Poales, Poaceae. Gene Ontology annotation, cellular component: plasma membrane.